CAUGGAAAACGCAAAAUUAGACCUAUAUCCAUAUUUAGAAGUAGGUUUAAAUCCUACAAAAAAUGUUUGGUACCUAUUAGGAGCUGUUGGAGAAUCUCCAUCUCUAAGAGUAGGUUUUACUGCAACGACCUUGGGUAGAAAAGUAUUAUUUAUUGGGGGUGCAAAUCCACAUGAAACUUUCUCCGAUGGAUACGAGUUAGAUUUAGACAAUUUAAAAUGGGAUACUCUUGAUGAAGUAGGCUUUUUAGGGAGAUACGAACAUUGCGCCUUUUCUUCUAAUGAUUCUGAUUUGCUUGUAUGGGGUGGAGCUCAAGUUGGUAAAAAUUUAACUGACAUGCAACAGUUCAACGUUCAAACUAAAACAUGGAAAAAUAUUGAAUGUACUGGAAGUUGUCCUUCGGCAAGAACUUGUCAUGGUCUUGUUGGAAAAAAUGGUAUAUUAUACGUUUAUAGCGGAGGACAUCAAGGAGCGGAUCCGGUAGGAGACAGACAAGUUUAUCGUUUCGAUUCUUCUACAAAAGUAUGGACUGUUUUAAGAAUUGUUGGUGAUACACCUAAACCUCGUCACGGUCAUGUUUUAGCUGAAAUUAACGAUUCUAAAGUUAUUCUGCAUGCUGGAAUGGCUGGAAGUAAAUUUUACGACGACCUACACAUACUUGACCUAAAGAAGAAUAAAUGGAAUAGCGUUAAAUGUAGUGGUAGAACACCUUGCGGCAGAGCUGCUCAUGCUGGUGUUAUUUAUCAAGAGAAAUUGUUCAUUUUUGGUGGUUUAACAAGUUCUGGUUCGGCUGUUGAUGAUUUAUGGCGUUUCGAUCUAGCAACUUCAAAGUGGACUGAGAUAACUAUGGAUGGACCUCGUCCUCCACCUAGAUUAGAUAUGGCUAGUUGCGUAAUUCAUAUAAAUGUUUGGAAAAAUAACGAACAGAAUGAUGAUAAAGCCAAAGAUAUAGUUAAAGAGGUAAUUCGAAGCCAUAUUGGCAGUGCACCCAGCUCCGCUGGUUCACAACGAAGUGUCAGUAGUCUCCUAGCGGAAAAUGCAGUUGAAGAUGAGGAUAUCACCCCAAGACCUCCACCAGAAUUACCAGAAGAGGAUACAAGAAACGCGGCAAUUCGUUACAAUUUUUGCAACAUGAGCAGUGAACAAGCAGCUUUUUUAGCAACAAAAAAGAGGAGAAAAAAAGAUGAUCAUCCAUACACAUCAGCUAACUUUUUAUCUAAAUUUUUUCUUUGUUGGGUCAACGAUCUCUUUAGAGAAUCCCGAAAAAGGAGAAUAACUGAUGAUGACGUCUUCCCUCUUCUUCCCGAAGAUGACAUUGAAAAACAAUACGAUGAUAUUAGGAGUUAUAGGCCGGUUAAAGGACGUUUAAAAGCACUUAAAGCUUUAAUUUGGGCGUUUGGUUUUCAAAAGAAAAAUUUCUUUCUAUACAUUGUUUGUCAUAUAAUAUCGGAAUUAUGUAGGAUAUUCACGCCACUUCUUUUUGGAUUAUACUUCUCAUAUUUAGUAACUCUAAACGAUCAGCCAGCCAAUAAACUAACUACUCUUGGAAUAGCAAUAUCGUUUUCUGUGUCUUUGUUUGUGACAUUACAAUUAUCGGAUUAUUUCUACUAUAUUGGAAGCAUUAUCGGUGCUAAAGUACGAACAACGUUUUCCACAAUGAUGUACUCUAAGAUAUUAAGAUUUUCUACUUCGUCAACGAAAGAUUUUACAAUUGGUCAUAUAACAAACUUACUUUCUUCGGAUGUUGAAAAAAUUCCUAUGAUAGAAGGCUGCUUAUAUAUUCUAUCAGCUCCGUUUAUCUGUAUUGCUAUUUUAAUAAUUCUCAGUACAUUCUUUGGUUGGGUAGUUGUUUGUGUGCUUGCUGUUGCAAUCAUUAUUUGGAUCACAGGAUUUUUUCUGUCCUAUUGUGAAGGUAUCCAAAGGCAAACGAUAAAUAGAGCAACAGACAAAAGAAUUGAAAUGAUGGGUGAAAUAAUUCGAGGAAUGAAAAUUAUAAAGAUGAAUGUUUGGGAAAAGGCUUUUGGAGAAACCAUUGCAAAAUUAAGAAAAUUCGAACUCGGUCGAUAUAAAAAAGCCUAUUUCUUUAGAUCUUUAUAUUUUUCUCUAUUUAUUACCAGUGCUAAAAUCCUAUUCUUGACAACAUUUUUAUCAUAUUGGAAGUUAUCAUCAAAUCCACAACCGCUCACUUUAUCUACUACAUUCACCGUAAUGUCACUUUUAAACGCAUUUUACUAUGUUUCUACCUGCGUCUACACUAAUCAAUUGAGCUAUUUCAUUCAAGUUCAUGAGUCUCUUCAGAGAAUAUUGGAUUUCAUUCAAGAACCAGAUUUUGUAAAAAGAGAAAUAAAACCAAACGGAAAUGUUUUAUAUGUCAACAAUCUUUCUGCCAGUUGGCAAACUCAGGAAAACGAUUAUUCAGAAUACACAAUUCAAAAUAUUACCUUUUUCAUUGAAGAAGGACAAGUCUUAAUCAUUACUGGAGAAGUUGGAUCUGGAAAGACGGCUCUCCUCCAAUCUCUAAUGGGUGAAUUAUCUUUAUCCUCCAAUACCCAAUUCAAUAACAGCUUCCAAUACGCCUAUGCUGCUCAAGAACCUUGGAUAUUUCACGGUACUAUCAAGGAGAAUAUCUUGUUUCAUUCGGAUUAUGAUGAGGAACGCUACAAAACAGUUUUAAACGUUUGUUGUCUGGAAAAGGACUUGGAACGUUUCCCGAAUGGUGAUUUAUCAUUCGUUGGGGAAAAGGGAGUAACACUAAGCGGAGGUCAAAGAUCAAGAAUAUCUCUAGCAAGAUGUGUAUAUAAAGAGGCGGAUGUAUAUCUCUUGGAUGAUCCACUAAGUGCAGUAGAUCUAAAAGUUGGAAAAGGAUUAUUCUACGAUUGUAUAAGGACGUUUCUGAAAGAUAAAAUAGUUAUUCUCGUUACUCAUCAUUCGGCAUAUUUCGAAAGAGCAGAUAAAAUACUUAUACUCAAUAAAGGAAAAACGAUAUUCUUAGGAGAUUAUGAAAACUUUCAGAAACUUGAAAAUGAUAUGAAUUUAUCUUAUUUGAAGGAAGAAAUGAAUAAUCCGCCUGAAAGGUUGGAAGCUAUUGAAGAGAGUCCCGAAGAAGGAGAAAACAGUUUACGAUUGGGUUUAUCGGAUAUGAAAACAUAUCGAACAUAUUUUACAUCGGGAAAUGUGUUUUUCUUAAUAACAGCAGUAGCGUUGUCUAUAGUAAUCAAUCCAUUAAGAAUAUAUUCUGAUUAUUUAUUGACAACUCUAACAACUAAUUCUGAUAAAGACAUGUCAUCUCAAAAAACUGUUUUCAUUACCUAUUUAAGUUUACUGUUUGCCAUAUUCGUAGUUGAUUUUCUUCGAAACUAUUCAGCUUUAACAUUUACAACAAGUGUUGGAGAGAAUCUUCAUAAUAAACUCUUCCAAAGAGUUUUAAAUUCAAAGUUGGAUUUUUUCAGUAAAACUCCAUCGGGGAAUAUUUUGAAUAGAUUUUCAAGAGAUUUACUUUUUAUUGAUGAUAAACUUGCUACAACUUUUCAUUGGAUUACAUUUCUUUUGUUCGAUAUUAUAGUUAAUAUGAUCCUGAGCAUAGUAGCUGUAUAUUGGAUGGUUAUUAUAAUAAUAGUCAUUGUGUUCACUACAUUGUACCUUGCUUUGUACGGUAUUAAGCUAACUAGAACAAUAAAAUGGUUAGAAGCGGCUAAGAGAAGCCCUUUCUAUUCUCAUAUAUCUGAUACAUUAGAUGUUUUUGUAACUAAUUCAAUUAAUAUGAAAGUUUUGGGUAUUGCUUUAAUUUCUAACAUAGAAUUAACUGGAUUUUUCGAAUGGAUUAUACGACAGAUAACUGAAUUUGAAAAUUAUAUGACAUCAGUAACGAGGAUAAUAGAAUAUUCGAAUUUAGAAUUGGAAAACUAUGACUCUAAUCACGAUAUUGUCGUGCCUAGUGAUUGGCCGAAAAGUGGACAAUUAGAAUUUAGGAAUGUUUAUCUUUACUAUGAUGGAUGCGAAAAAGCGGCUUUGCAAAACAUCAAUCUCACUUUUCAACAUAAUCAAAAGAUUGGCGUAAUUGGUAGAACUGGAUCCGGUAAAAGUUCUUUAAUCGCCGCUCUUCUUCGUCUAUAUGAACCACAAGGUGAAAUUGUAUUGGACGGUAUAGAUUUAACAAAGUUACCUUUAGGAAAAGCGAGAUCUGGUAUUUCAGUAAUUCCCCAAGAACCUUUUCUUUUCAAUGGCUCCAUCCGAAAGAAUAUUGACCCUUUCGAUGAAUUUGAAGACGAAGAAAUUUGGACAGCUUUACAUAAGACUAAAUUAGUUGAUAAAUUCGCGAAAUCAGUAGAUAAAUUGGACUUUCCAAUCCAAGAAAGGGGAAAUAACUUAAGUGUUGGUGAAAAACAAUUAGUGUGUUUAGCUAGAGCGAUGUUAUCAAAACCAAGAAUAUUAGUUAUGGACGAAGUAACAGCGAACAUUGACGAAAAGAUUGAUAAAAUCAUUCAAGAAACGUUGAUGGAACAUUUUACGAAUUGUACAAAAAUCGUAAUAGCUCAUAGAUUGAAAACUAUUAUUGAUUCGGAUGUUAUCGUUGUGCUACACGACGGCGUCGUUCGCAAGGUUGAUGUUCCAGAGAAUAUAUUCAAUGAUGCCAUUAGUCUUGAUGAAAUAUAA
Molecule: messenger RNA, 4651 nt
Organism: Dimorphilus gyrociliatus
Lineage: Eukaryota; Metazoa; Annelida; Polychaeta; Dinophilidae
Source: the annotation of a GenBank genome assembly